Molecule: messenger RNA, 1692 nt
Organism: Ectocarpus sp. CCAP 1310/34
Lineage: Eukaryota; Phaeophyceae; Ectocarpales; Ectocarpaceae
Source: the annotation of a GenBank genome assembly
UUCAUCAACUAGAACGGCCAGGUGGUGCAGCGUGUCCUCAAGAUUGCGAUGCUGAAGAAGUCUAUGUCGGCUCGAGACAUCGUCGGCCAGGUCAACGACACCUUGGGCGAAGAGUUUAACCUGAGGGCGUCACGCUGCAUCGGCUUCAUGCUCGACGGCUGCGCGGCCAACCUGCUUGCUCUCGACUCCCUCACGCAGCACAUCUACCGCAAGUCGGUGGGCAUCCCCUGCUUCUCCCACUUGUUCAACAACAUCGGGACCCGACUGAGAUUCCCGGACGUGGACGAGUUCUUGGGCAAGCUGCACACUCUGCUUUCGCACAGUCCGCAAGCCAAGGCCCUCUUCCGCGAAAUAGUCGGCGUCACAGAUCCUCCAACUCCCAACCACCGGUGGGGUUCGAGGUACGAGCGCGACUACCUCAUCGCCAUGAACUGGCCAGGUGUUGUGAAGUUCAUCGAGGCGUACAAGAGUAACGACGACGAAAAGUCCAAGACGGCGACAUGGCUGCGAUCGGAGCUAGCUCGGAAGCGGAACGACGGGAAGGAUCAGGUCCUCGUCCUUCGGAUGCAGCUGGCUGUACUUGUGGACGUGGGCAAGAUCGUCACCGCUGCCUGCAUCUUCCUGGAAGGCGACGAGCCACUGCUGCACCAAGCGUUCAGCAAAAUCGAGAAGUUCCGGUCCCAGCUCGAGCUAGGCAACGAUGGGCUCUUCAAGGAGGACGUGGCUUUGCCUACUCUGGACGCUGUCAUCGCCGCCGGCAUUGGCCAGGGAGACGACUUCGGAGCCACCGCCGACCUUCUCAAGGCUGAGUUUCAAGACGAACUCGUCCCUCUGCGCACUUACGCAUACGAUCAGAUCGGGCCCCACGAGGACGCUGAGCGGGCGACAGUACUCAAGUAUAUGGAGGCCGCGCGGCUCAUCGACUUCACCUUCAUGCGACGUCACAAGUACAGCGCCAACGAAGUCCGCAGCCUCGCCGUCUUCCCCUUCACCUCGGAGGAACAAGUCGACAAGUUUCUCACCGAAAAAGACUACUACUAUGUGGCCGCCCGCGUGACGGACAGAGACUACGAUUUUUGGCAGUUCUGGCAGGACCACAAAGAGAAACUCCCGACGUGGUUCGCCGUAGUCUUGGACAUUGCUCUAGUGCAACCCUCGUCGGCUUUCGUGGAGCGCGUGUCUUCGACAGUACGCUCUUGCUUAGUCUCAAGUCAGAACAGCUGCUUGUCAGACAGGAUCAUGGCUGCCGCCCUCAUCAAGUACAACCGAGGAAGGGAUAGGCAUUCUCUGAAGCUGCGGUAUGACAAGGAGGAAUUAGCAGAGGAGAAGGAGGGGGAAGCAGAGGGGGAGGAAGAGGAGGGGGACGGGGAGGAGGAGGAGGAGGAGGAGGAGGAGGAGGGGCCUGGCAGUGGAGGGGCUAGCGCGGAGGCGGGGGUGGUAGACGUGGACAUGAGCGACGGGCAAUAGACGACAUGAGAGAUAAAACACGAAAGAGUAGGCUUCGGAGGCGUAUGGUAUGAAAUAGUACUCUUUUUCUCAAUGAUGACUAGUGAUAAACCGGUGCAUUACUGCGACUAGACACAGAGUUAUUUACUUCCAAAGAAAACAGAUAAAUGGACGAGCCCCGAUCCAUCUUGGGCAACAAGCAUAGGAUGCACGAGAGGGUGUUAAAAGGGUACCUGUACGGGCUAG